Molecule: messenger RNA, 1280 nt
Organism: Rotaria sp. Silwood1
Lineage: Eukaryota; Metazoa; Rotifera; Eurotatoria; Philodinida; Philodinidae
Source: the annotation of a GenBank genome assembly
ACAACAACAUACGUCAUUGCUCAUGUGGCAACAAAUUUAAUUACAUCCGUAUUAUUAGGUAAUGACUGGAUUAAUUCAAAUUAUGUUCAUCUAUUUGGUGAUCAACAACAAUUGACUAUUCCUGAUCAACAUGAUCAAUUAAUAUCGAUUUCAUACGUAGCACCUACAUCUAUUAACUAUCCAGCAUUAUUAAUUGAUCAAAUUACUCUGCCACCAUACUCACAACUAUUAGUUGAUAUUUCAUGUGAAAUUAACAAUGAUAAUAAUCUGAUAUUUGAACCAUAUUCAAACUAUGCCUCAAAAUUUAUUUUUAUACCACAUACAUUAUUAAAUAUCAACAAUCAUAAAGCUAAAAUAUUACUAAUCAAUGCUCAGAAUCAACAAACAAUAUUACCAAGAAAUACACGAAUCGGAACUCUUUCUCGUCCCUCAACUUACACAAUAUGUUUUAGUACAUCAAAUCCAACAAAACAAAAUUCAUCUUUCAAUAAAUAUAAUCAAUCAACAUCCAGUAAUUCAAGCAAAUUAAAAUAUAGAGCUGUCACAAAUAAAAAUGACAACUCGGAAGAAGACAAAUUAGAUAUUAUUUGUGAUAAUUGCAAUGAAUAUUUUCUAUCUGGUAAUGAUUUACAAAAACAUUUACGAGCAAAAUGCUACUCUGAUGAAAUUCGUCAAAAAAUAUUCGAUUUAACAAAACAUAUAGGAAAUGAAAAAAACCGUUCGAAAAUUGAAGAUAUAUUAUGGCAUAAUAAAAUUCUAUUCGAUCCUACACCAUCCAUUAUUAACAUUCCACCACAAUCAGCAAUCAAGACAGGUGAUCAUCCACCUAUUUACUCAAAACAAUAUUCGUCUUCUUUAAAAGAUCAAGAUAUUAAAUUGCAAGAAACACAAAAAUUAUUAGAACGUGGUCAAAUUGAAGAAUCAACUUCUCCAUGGUCAUCACCUAUUGUUCUUGUUAAGAAAAAAGACAAAACAAUGCGAUUUUGCAUUGAUUAUCGACGAUUAAAUACUAUUACAAUUAAAGAUGCAUUUCCAUUACCCCGUAUUGAUGAAAUUUUUGAUCAAUUAUCCGAUGCAAUGUAUUACACAAAAUUUGAUUUUAAAUCUGGUUAUUUCCAGGUACCUCUAUCUAAAGAGGACCGACCUAAAACUGCAUUUUCAACUCGUGACAACCAUUAUCAAUUUACUGUAUUACCUCAAGGAAUUACAAAUGGACCAGCAACAUUUCAACGUGUAAUAAAUCAUAUAUUAGGGCCUGCGAGAUGGAAAUAUGCAUUAGC